UAAGAAUCUGGAUGUAAACCCAAAUGCUUAUUCAUUUGUAAGAUGAUUCGUUAUUUGACUCUCAUUAUUACCCAUUAAAAUGAGUGCGAUGAUACUUUUAUCCGAUCAAAGCACCGGAGUUGCUGACGGUGGAAUUCUGGCUGCUUAGUGAAGCUACUAUUUGAAUGCAAAUUUGUUAUGGUUUUGUUCGAAUAUACACCUCAAAGUACUAUCAUGAUUGCAAAUGUGAAGUGGAUCUAACUUGUUACGAAGGAUUUGUAAAAUAUUGAAUCAUACUUUUAUUUUUAACGAAGAAUUAAGAUGUAAAGAUGGCAACUGAUUGUGCAGAAGAAAGUACUGAAGCUAUCCAAGACCCUACGGAUCCUAGCUCUAUUCCCGUCGACAUCACAGAAAUCUUUUUUUCUGCAUGUCGAGUAGGACUAGAACCAGGUGAACUACUACAUGAAAGUUGGUUCGACUUGCAGUAUUCCAUGUCGGCUAUUGAAAUUAUGGAUCCCAAAAUGGAUGCUCGGAUUCAGGGAGGCAGGAGAGUUUUGACAAUACUUGAGGCAUUAUCCACUAACCAGCUACCUCUGGGUCCUUUCACAUCUCUUUCUCUACUUGUGGGUAUCAUGGAUGAAUUGCUGUCUGCAUUUGUAAAUUGGUUAACGGGAGAUUCCCUAGCUCAAAGCAUUUUUAUAUGUAUGUACAUGCAUUGCACACCAUUAGUUAUCGACAAAUAUCUAGUUGCAUUUUGUGAGUCGCUUCGCCGAAUAGUUUUUCAGUUGCGUCAUAUAAUCAUCGCUGUCGGUGUUUUUGACGAGGAAGAUCAUUAUACGUUUAUUCAUGGUAUGCCUAUUGAACAACCCCACCCAGUUUAUUAUUAUUGCUAUAUGUCUAACGAAGAUUCUAGCUAUGUGUGCAGAAUGACGACUAUCGAAUUAAUUACUCAUGUGAAUGAUUUAUACACAAAUCUGGAAAAUGAUUCCAGUGUAUUUAGUGAUAGAGAGGAAAAUCUUCUUGCCGGACUACGUAGUCGUCUACAAUUUGUCCACUGUUUAUUACUGUUCACAAAUCCUUUUUUUGAGCGCGUUAUUUCAGCUAUACGGGAAUUUCAGCCGGAUGAUUUCGAAGGAUAUACAAAGAUAGAUUUUGAUGCUGGAGAAACUGCAUCUCUUUCGAAAGUAUCUGAAAUUCAAGACAAUGCUAUAGUCCCAUGGGACUCUUUUAUCUGUUUUUGUCGAGGAAUAUCACAGCAUAUCAGUGGUCUAAAAUCGUUGAGUAAUAAAUUAUUGGAAACUGCAUAUAUCGGCGAAAAAGCUGGUGAAGGGAAGCAUAGACCUAAGGAUGCAACAUACGGUCUCCCAGGUUUUGAAGUUUUUCUUAAUCAAACUAGUGUACCUUCAUAUAUGCCUAAGGUAGUAGAUAUUCAUGAUCGUCACAAAUCGUUUGCUUAUUUUUCUAAUCUUUUUACAAGACUGGAACAUAUUUUAUGCACAUAUGAAACAUUUUCUCUAUGGCAUAAGUUAUAUCCUGAUCCGUUGCGUCUUCAGAGUUUGUGGGCAUUCAUUCAGAAGUCUGGUCAAAUAUCCUGUUCUUAUGUCAAAGAUCUCCUGUUACACGAUAAUUGUAGCGAAGUAAACGAACCAACAUUGAGUACUUGUGUUUUGUCAAGGACUAUUACUUAUAUGCUUUAUUUUGUUCUCAUGUCCCAGGAAGACAUCUCUGAUUUUAAACCUCAGUCUUUCUCUCCAGUGAAUUUCCACUGCUUCCUGAAUUCGUGGAGCCAGAUAGAAUGUACUGCAUAUCGUCCACUAAUCAAAGAUAUCAUUUCUAAAACUCCUGAACUGACGAGUUUUUUUACAACACUUUCUAACCACUUCGCUCACAUUCCUGCAAUUUACUGUUUAAAUCGUUCACGUCAACGUUCAGCUCUUGCACCAUGGUUGCAGCGUCUUCCAGAUUUACUCGAGGAAUGUGCACGUGCAGAAUUUGUAAUUGGUAUUGAAUUGAUAAAUGUUCUAUCAAACAACACAAGUGCUAAAUCCUUUGAAUCACAGGGAGAGUUUGGCAUUCCUUCAUCACAGUUAUCUGUUCCAGUAGAAAUUCAUCUAUCACACUUUGUUACAUAUGUGUACUAUUACCUUGCCUGGGAUUACGUUAUAUCUGGUUUUCAAUUGGAUCUAUACUCUCCAAAUGAAUGGUUAUUCAUUUAUGCAUUUAUGAUACAUUUGUUCCGGAAUAUAAGUGAUAUAAUCAGUCGUCUAGCCCAAAAUCAUGCCUUUUUGACAUCUGUGAAAGCAGUUGACGUAGGAAACAAAUCCACUGAAAAUGAGACCACUAAAUAUGAUCCUGUAAAUGGAGCUGAGAUUGCUGAGAUCCGUAAAAGAAAAAAGAAGAAGAAACACAAAGAAAAAGGCAACACUUCUGCUAUGAACACUAACAGCAUAGAAACACCACACAUGAAUUCUGAUUGCACAAUUAAACCCAUGCCACCAAUGAUACAUGAAAUUGGUUCAGCUUUCGAAGCUUACGUAAUUAAUAUACAUCAGUACAUAAACACAGCAAGUUUGUAUGCUAUCCGUGCUCUUCAACGUGAUAGUGGGAUCGAAAUAAAUGAAAACGUUCAAAAUUCAAAUUCUCCGGACAAUACACUGCCGCAUAGUUUUAUGAAUAGAACUACAUGUCUUGAGUCAUAUGCCAGAAGGCUUGGAAUCUUUCUCAUUCCUCAAAACUCCCCUCUGACCGAGUUAGGCGGUGUUUCAGGGGCUUAUGACUCAUGGAAAUCUUUAAUUUCCAGUAGUCUCAUUGAUGGUCUCCCGAUAAAUGAGCUAUAUUUAAUGGCGUCAAGAACCUUUGGUCAGGCACAAAAUUUAAUUCAAAAAACAUUAGAUUUACGUCCAUCAGGUGAAGAAAAUUUACGUGGGCUUAUGCAAUCUGAUUUAGCUGUAUCCCUAUUUAGUGAAACAUUAGGACCCCCUGAUCGACUCUCUGAUCUUCACCAGUUGGCUAAACAUAAUUCUAUUGCUUGUCGAGUCCUUGGCGUUUGUGAGGAUCGACGACCAAUUGUAAAUAAAUCAUCUGUCGACCAGAAGAUGUCAUUUUUAUGUUCGUCUAGUCCAGUAAAAUUAGACUACAACUUUUUGGAAAGCAGGUCUUAUCCACUUAUUCGUCUUGCUAGUCAGUCUGAGAAACGGUCAUAAAUUUGGCACACUUUUCGCUUUGAUCUACUCUCCCACUGACUUUGAAGUAUUUUGAUACAUACAUUAAUUUUAAAAAAAAUAGUCUUUGUCAAUAAUAUUUUGUAUUUAAUUGAUAUUUACUGUAUUUAUUACCUGUAGUUUAUUUAUUACCUUUGGAUAAAAAGACACAUAGUCCUUGUUUAUUCAUAUUAAUUUUAAUCCUGUAUUCUCUUCCCUUGGUUUUCUGAAGAAGCGAAAAACAGCAUUCAAGAUAUUCUUUCGUUUUUUUAUCCAAUUCACUUUAAAUUCUUCUUUUUGUUGAUUCGCAUGAAUAUUCUUGCUGUAUAAGUUGUUUGUGUACAUAUGUUGAAAAUUAGUAUGGAAUAAUAUAUUUCCUUGAAUUCUUCGCUUAACGUGAAUUUGAUAUCAAUAUACAAUAAUUCCUCAAAAGUUAUGUGCAUAUUUAUCAGAUCAUGCAGGGAAUCGCAGAUGUUGUAGGACACCUGAUAAAUAUGACAUUGUUGCUAUCUAAUAACUCACAGUGG
Molecule: messenger RNA, 3706 nt
Organism: Trichobilharzia szidati
Lineage: Eukaryota; Metazoa; Platyhelminthes; Trematoda; Strigeidida; Schistosomatidae
Source: the annotation of a GenBank genome assembly